Messenger RNA from Enterobius vermicularis (human pinworm), 330 nucleotides. NCBI's taxonomy places the organism in Eukaryota, Metazoa, Nematoda, Chromadorea, Rhabditida, Oxyuridae. The record is from the annotation of a GenBank genome assembly.
CUCUUACGUUUAUCUUCUACUUCUUCUUCCUUUCCUUCUUCUUCUUCAUCUUCUUCUACUUCUUCCUCCUUUCCUUCUUCUUCUUCAUCUUCUUCUACUUCUUCUUCCUCUUCUUCUUCUUCUUCUUCUUCUCCUUUCCCAUCUUUUUCUCUUCCUCUAAUCUUUUGUUUUUCAAAUUCCUUCCUUUUCCCCUUCCCCCCCUCCAAAAAAAAAAUCUUUACUCUUUUUUUAACUCAAUUAUCUAGUAUUAAAAUUAUUCUUUUAUCUGCUAUAAUUACUUUUCGUAGUUUUUGUUUGCGCUCAUCAAACAACUCUUCUAUCUUCAAUUGA